CCGGGAGGCGGAGCUUUAACGGAACAGCUGCUGGCCACCGAUGACUAACGGUGGAGCAACUAACGGUAGAUGAGAGACAGAGAGCCCGAGCAGAGUGCACCAUCAUGGGAGCGAACCAGGUCUCAGUGUGGCUGAUAUGGGUUUGUCUCGUGCAGUGCUCGGGGAUGUUGUCUCACGUGGAGAGAUAUGAGGUGGUCAGACCUCAGAGACUGGCGGGGAGACUAAAGAGGAGCCUGCGGGACAACCAGCUUUAUCCUGAUACGGUUCGGUACGAGUUGGCUGUUGAAGGGAAAAAGCACACGAUUUACCUGGAAAAAAACAGGAAUCUUAUUGGGAAAGGCUACACUGAAACACACUAUUCAGAAGACGGAAAACGUGUCACAACGUCACCAAAUGAGGAGCACUGCUACUACCAUGGUCACAUUGAGGGCAUGAAGGACUCUUCGGUCAGCGUUGGGAUCUGUUCGGGCGUUAGUGGCUUUGUGCGAGCCCGGCAGCAGCUCUACCUGAUAGAGCCCCUGGGACAGUCUGAGGACGGCGACCACGCAGUUUACAGGCAGGAACACCUGAAGUUCAGCAGCAGGCCCGGCUCCUCGUCCAACACCACCGUAUCGUACGACCGGGACCAGGACCAGGGCCCUCGACCCGCAGGACUCUUCAGGUCCAGAAUGUGGAAAUCUAAAACCAUCACAGGUCCGCAGAAGUUUGUGGAGCUGUUUGUGGUGGUGGACAAUGCUGAGUACAACCAAUAUGGAAGCCAGACUAAAUCCCGUAUUCUUGGAGUUAUAAAUCACGUUGACAAGCUGUAUCGAUCUCUGAACAUCCGGGUCAUGCUGGUGGGCUUGGAGAUCUGGACGUACAAAGACUACUUUGACGUUCACAUUAAUUCGGAGACGGCUCUGGAUAAUUUUCUCCUGUGGCGGCAGACCAGCCUUCUGCCGAGGACGAAGCACGACAACGCUCAGUUUGUGACUGGCAAAGAUUUUGAUGGAGAUACAGUUGGACUCGCGAAUAAGUUUGCCAUGUGUUCUGAGAACUCCGGCGGAGUGAAUCAGGAUCACCAUGUCAACCCGAUAGGCCUCGCCUCUACCAUCGCUCAUGAGAUGGGACAUAACUUCGGCUUGUCCCAUGAUGCCGCGGGUUGUGUGUGCGGUCCAUCGUACAGCAGCGGGAACUGCGUGAUGGCGGAUAAGCUCAGGACAGGAAGUCAAGCGUUCCCGGAGUUCUUCAGCGACUGCAGUGUGGAGCAGCUCGCUGAAUUCAUGGAGCGCGCUCAGCCCAGCUGCCUGUCCAAGCCGAUCUCCGUUACGACCAUCGCCAUGGCCCCUUGCUGCGGCAACGCCAUGCUGGAUCCCGGAGAGGAGUGUGACUGUGGCACUGUGGAGGAAUGCAGGAAUCCGUGUUGUGACGCUUCAACUUGUCGCCUGACUGAAGGCUCCCAGUGUGCUCAUGGACAAUGCUGUGACAACUGCCAGGAAUCUUAAGUGUGGAUCUAUAUUUUGUGGAGGAGGGGGCGAGUCCAUCACGGGUAAAAGGGCAUCCUACACUGUGUACGGCAUAGAAUGUAAACUGGCUGAGGAUGACGACAAGACCAGAAACAUGGACAUGGUGUCAAAAGGAACCAAAUGUGGACCAAAUAAGGUUUGCUUCGACAACAGAUGUGUGGAUUUAUCGGUUUACGGGAAAACGGAGGAUUGUGCAAAGAAAUGCAACAACAACGGGGUGUGUAAUCACAAGAACGAGUGCCACUGUAAUCCUGGCUGGGCUCCACCCUAUUGUGACAUCCAGUAUGCAGAUUUACCUCAAGGUCAGAAUGGGAUAAUAGCUGGUGUGUGUGCAGUUCUCUCCAUCCUCUUGGUGAUCACCGUAGUGAUCGCAAGCCUGAUGUGCUGUAAAAAGGACAACAUGGACAACUACACGUCAAAAAGGAAAGUGCACUCAGCUCCAGACAAGCUGAACCCGAUGUUCCAGGAGCCAAAUGGUAAAGACAGACCUCAGAUCAGUCAGCCCACUUUCAUGGAAUCAACAGCGGCGCAAGCCAGCGCUCCUCUGAUUGUUACUGUGACUCCCAGCCGACCCGCGCCACAGCCACCAAAGAAAUUGUCUUCAGUGGCGUCUACCUCACAGACUGAGCCGAUGAAACCUCAACCUCCAGUGAAACCUUUACCACCUCUGAAUAAAACACAGUAUAAAACAGCCAGUCCGAGUGUUCCUCCUGUACCUCCAGUCAAGCCCAGCCCUCCUCCGGCUGCCAGAAUCAAACCGAGCGCUCCUCCUCCGCUGCCCCCAGCGAAGCCACAUGUUCACAGACUCACAUGAAUUUCUCAUUAAAAGUAUCAGGUUAGACUAAAGAAGAGGACAUUCAGCUACAUAUAGAAAGAGAGCGAUUCUGUGUGAGUCACAAAGGCCAAAGAGUGUGGAAAAGCAAGGACGACCGAGGCUUCACCGACUGAGAAUGUCUUUGAUUUGAGACCAACAGCUUCACAACUGCUGUGGAAAACUCUCCAUUAACUGCUGCUGCAGUUGUCAUUGUGUUUGUAAAAGAUUCUUUCUGCUAACUUCCUUUGUAACGUUACUGUAAGUUGUCUCAUCGCACUUUUAUAAGUGUGAGCAAAAUGGUGCUCGCAUGAAAAUGUACUUUUUAAGAUAUUUAUUUAAUGUUUGUCCAAGGGACUGUACAGAAAUUAUUACAUGGGGAAAGAGGAUUGGGAUGGGUGGGGUUUUCCUUUUUGUUGAAGGAAGGGUAGAUAUAUAUUUUAUAUUCUAUAGGUAGUUAACUGUGGGGGUUUAAAAGCUUUUUCAACAGCUGCCUGCUGCAUAGGGUUGAGUAUCCAUACCAGUACCAGUACCCGUACCCUUAAAGUGAUGCUGAUACCAAUAAACAGGGUGUCCAAGGGGGUUUUAAAGAGCCUAAAAUCCAAUAUUUUGAAUAAUUUAAAAUAUUUUAAAUAUGAUUCUGACAGGUCUUACAAAUUGCUUGGAUUAAUGGAGUUAACAAUGUUUGUAUAAACUUUCUGUUUUUUGGAGAAACAUUUUUUGUCAGUAUGGAUGUAAAAUAGGUCUCAAAUUACUUUUAUGAUGGUCUUAAAAAGCCUUAACUUAACUUAAUGUGGUUGUCUUUUCAACAUAUAUAGAUUUUGAAGAUGUUAAAAGAUAAAAGCAACAUAUAUAUAAGGCCACAUUUUAGGUUAGCUAGCUAAUGUUAGCAAAACAAAGUAAUUCUUGAUGUAACUAGCUAACAAUUGGUGUAAAUUAGAUAGCUAGUUAGCCAGCAUUUUUAUAACAUUAUAGCUUUUAUCUUUUAACCAUCUUUAAAAAUGGUUUUCAACAUAGACGAGGCUAGCACAACUGUUAUUGGAGCACACCAAAAAGGGGCGGGACUUAGGAUGGGUCAGUUCUCUGCAGGUUCAUCAGGAGACCCCUUUCAGUUUGAUACCUUGUGAUUAUAAAAGUAUUGAUUAUAGUCACUUUAAUGAUAAUAUUACAGACAUUAUGGGGGCGGGUGCAGCAGGUUUAUCUGCACCGACGGGAGGGUCCAUUGGUCUCAGCUGCCCUCGCCUCACCAAUCAUUUUUGUACAGUCCCUAAACUGUCUAAAGCCAGUCCGUGCCUUCUACUACCAGGUCACUUUGCUCUAUACUUGAAACCCUACGAAUGGUACACGCAGUAUGGGAGGCUUUGCACAGUUCAGAUGACCUGUGUGUCUUUCUGUGGCUGAAACAUUUACACGCUCCUUUGUUUGAUUUCAGUCCUGAGGGGGCUUUUUUUUAAUGCACUGUUAAGUUUCCAGGGCAACAGUCCCAUCGUUUUUAUACCUUGUGGUAUGUUAAAUUGUAAAUUAAUGGCAAAUCGCUGAUAGUACAAGUUGACACGAUCACAGUCCUACCUUUUAAUCUGUCACAUCAGAUGUAAAAAAUCCCUGAGAGGGCCUUUUGUUGCAGCAAACAAAGAGAAAAGUAUGAUGAGAUGAUUGUGUUGCAUCAGCAGAUUACACAAGCCGCAAUACAUGACAGAGGACUUCUUAUCCUCUGUGUUUUACUUAGCGCUUCAUUAUGUGAAUUGCAUAAUGAUUAAAAGAUGAUUUUUUCUCUAAGAA
Molecule: messenger RNA, 4095 nt
Organism: Morone saxatilis (striped sea-bass)
Lineage: Eukaryota; Metazoa; Chordata; Actinopteri; Moronidae
Product: disintegrin and metalloproteinase domain-containing protein 8-like
Biological process (GO): positive regulation of cellular extravasation; regulation of cell-cell adhesion; positive regulation of membrane protein ectodomain proteolysis
Molecular function (GO): metalloendopeptidase activity; cell adhesion molecule binding
Source: RefSeq, a predicted model, not a curated record